CUCUAUUAAUAAAAUAAAUUUUAAUUCAGUUAGAAGAUAAUAAUCCAUCUUAAAUAUUGUUUUCCAAGAUAUUUUUUAACAUACCAGAUCUUACGCAUAAAAACAUUCAAGUACACUUUGAGAAGAAAUCCGUGUAUGUGUGUGUAUGUGAUUCCACAUUGCAUAACUUUAAUUAAUUCUCCAUGGGAUGGGAAUAAGGCGCACAAUAUGAAACAUACUCUUUCCACUGAUUAUCUGGCAAGGAAAUCUUAACGUAAUAUUCAAAUGAUUGGUAUCGACUAACCAAAAGAUCUGAAUAUACCUACUAAGUGUCUUGUGUACAAAACAAAAAUAUAGUGCGACAGUUGGGAGAAACAGAUUGUAAUAACGAAAAUUGUUUUAAGUUUUCCUCUUUUAUUGUAAAAGACGCGUUACCUUUUCAUCAAAUUUUCUUAUCGUAAAACAUAAACGAUAAAAGAAUCAGAGCAAAAAGAAUAUAAAAGCUGGAUUUGUCAUCUUCCCGGUAUGUAUGUAGUAAAUCCGCAACAGAGUGAUAUUGAAACAUGUCUCGCACUGUUUUCUGCCUUCUCGUCGUUGUCGCAGUAUUAUCAACUGUUUGGGGAAAUCUGCCGCAAAAGUGCGGAAAAAAUGAAAUAUGGACUGAAUGCGGUACGGCGUGUCCUCCAAAGUGUAUUCCCCCGAAAAAACCGCAAGCUUGUAUUACUCUGUGCGUUAAAGGUUGUCAAUGUAAACCUGGGUACUUAAAAGAUAAACACAAUAAAUGUGUCCGUCCGUGCGAUUGCAAAUGUUAAUAAUGAAAUUACAAUGAUUUAUUUUUAAACUUCAACUUUUUAGCUACGCAAUUAUUAAAAAAUUAUUUUUUAAAUUAUAUAUUAUUUGAUGUCAAAACCCUUUUGUAUCUUUAUACUUAUAAAUUUGUGGUGUA
Molecule: messenger RNA, 925 nt
Organism: Formica exsecta
Lineage: Eukaryota; Metazoa; Arthropoda; Insecta; Hymenoptera; Formicidae
Product: chymotrypsin inhibitor-like
Exons: 3
Coding region: 543-791 (82 amino acids)
Source: RefSeq, a predicted model, not a curated record